Messenger RNA from Pieris rapae (cabbage white), 5742 nucleotides. RefSeq lists its product as uncharacterized. Lineage: Eukaryota; Metazoa; Arthropoda; Insecta; Lepidoptera; Pieridae. The record is from RefSeq and is a predicted model, not a curated record. Bases 202 to 1566 code for a protein of 454 amino acids. The transcript has 7 exons.
AUCCGUCAGCUGUCAAUCGUGAACCGAUAGCAAAAUAACGCGAAGUGCGAACGAGCUAUUGCUAUCGAAAAAACGAGACUUAAUUAAUUCAAAUUAAGUUCAGCUGUAUUUAUUUAUCAACACAUUUGUAAAAUGAAGUAGAGCUUAACAUUGAUAAAACGUGGUUGCUAGUAAAGUGUAUAUUAUCCGUUAAUCGCUUCAAUGGCUUCUACUCCUAAACAAGUGAAUGGCAAUGCAUCGCCGAGCAACGGUCCUCUGGGAAAGCGCAAAAAAUCCAAAGGAAGUAAAAGUUCCUAUUUAUCGAAAUGGCUGGAUAAAACAAUGCAUCAUAUUCAGGAAUCCGCUCCAGAUGGAUAUGAUAAUCAACGACCGAAUUUAAAUUGGUCUAUGUGUCCAUCACCAAUUGUACCAGGAUACGAUUCCCAUCGCUUAAUGUACGGGUCGAAUGAACCGAUGUCCUUACCAACCUUGCCCAUGCACUACAACCCUAUGAUGCACCAUUAUCCGGAAUACAGGCCGCAGCAUUUUGAAAACAAGAGUAUUCAGGUGCAGCGACCUAGAAUACGCCGGCGGAGUAAAAAUAGAGCAGAAGAACUUUCUAGUAUGCCAGCAGAUGUAGCUAAUCAAAAUUACAUGCAACCAAAGAAUUUUUCUGAUAGCCAAGACUUUGCAAGCUUGCCACCCAUUGUUACAUCUACUGGGGACACAAAUUCAAAUAGUGAUUUGCUUAAUGAUAAAGAUGAUGGUAGUAAUAAUAGACGGUACAGUGAUCCUUGUAUGCGAGGUAUACAAGGUGGGGACGAACAAGCCAAUGGAGAGUCAGACUCUGAAUCUAGUUCUGGUGUGUCUGGAAGUCAGGUUGGAAGUAGACUUUUGUCAUACUUGCUUGAUCAGAUAACAUCAUUGAAAAUGGUUAAUGAAAGACUGAAUAAGGAAUUACAAGAAACAAGAGCUGAAUUGGAUAGUUAUCAACCUCAAAGUUUUUAUGCGAAAGGUGCAACAAAUAUGGCCGCUGGAGGUGGACAGUAUUCACCCGGAUAUCUCACAGAGCUGGUGCGAGAAGUAAGAGAUGCAACACGCAUCAGAGAGGAAGCUAUGUACGCGCGUCUGCGUACCUUGGUGCUAGAGAGAACUGAUAGCGGGUCAGGUUCAGCCACAUCAGAAUCAAAAGUUGCUGAAAGGAAUCUUGAAGAAAUCAAGGCAUCUCUGCGAGCGUCGGAAGCGGACAAGCGAUGCAUGAUGGAUCGUAUAAACAAAUUGGAAGAUGAAUUAAGAAUUCUAAGGGUGUCUAAUAGUUUGGAGGAUAAUAGAAUGUCAAAUGGUACUAGCGAAGACGACAGUGAAAGGGUGCGGCUGCGCAGAGAAGUUGCAGAGCUGCGCAAAUCGAAACAAAACGCCGAUGAUAACGUUCUCAAACUAGAACGUCUUGUCACACAGUUGCGGUCCAAAUUCAACGGCAUUAUGUCGAAUGGACCGGAAUCUAUCCCCAGCGAUCACGAUGAGAUGCGCACGCGCCGCCUAAGCGCUAACUCUACUUUCAUGUGCGGACCAGUUACGGAUUUGUAGCGAACGGAAAUCGGGCACUUUGCCGUCAAUAUUGUCGCGGAUUUUGUUCAAUCUGCCUAUUAUAGACUCUUGGCCAAGAAGUAAUAAUGUAUUGAAUAGAUCCAACACUUGGACUUGUUGGCAAAGAAGUGAUUUGAUCCUUGGAUGAUAGAAUGUUUAUAUGUUGAAGAAUCAUUAUGGCCUAGAAGUUCUAAGAUAGACUGUUUUAAGCCGAUUUAAUCCAAGAAGUAUCAAUACAUAGAAUAGAUCGCAUAGUUUGAACUGAUUGUCCACGAAGUAACAAUGUAUUGAAUAGAUCCAACACUUGGACUUGUUGGCAAAGAAUUCAUUUCAUCCUUGGAUGAUAGAAUGUUUAUAUGUUGAAAAAUCAUUAUGGCCUAGAAGUUCUAAGAUAGACUGUUUUAAGCCAAGAAGUAUCAAUGCAUAGAAUAGAUCGCAUAGUUUGAACUGAUUGUCCACGAAGUAACAAUGUAUUGAAUAGAUCCAAUGCUUGAGAACUAAUUGGCCAAGAAGUAAUUUGAUCGUUGGAUCGGAAUGUUUGUAUGUUGAAGGAUCAUUAUGGCCUAGAAAAUCUAGGAUAGACUGUUUUAAGCCAAGAAAUAAGAUUUAAGAUUUGAUCAUAUUUUAAUGGCCUGGGAUCAUGAAACACCUGCUUAAUAGAUUUUUUUGGAUUUAAUCAAAAGUUACUCUGACAUGGAGUUUGUUGAAUUGUGAUCGCUAUUCGUUUUAAGAUUAAGUGUUUUAGGAAUUGAUAAUAUUUCGUUUUUAUCACUUUUGGGAACGUGAUUUAUUGAAUUUUCUUACAUUCUCCUACUACUUUAAUUAACGUGUAACCCAUAGACUUUCUCCCUGUGCAUUCCAUAUUCGCACGAACGAUGAAGGAAAAUUACGUUAAGUAACCGACUUGCGUUGGUCCCGAAAAGCCCACGGCGUGUGUCAUGUACAGGGCUACCUACUUGCCAAUUAGAUUGACAAAUUAUCAUAAAAUAGAUAAAUCACUUUUUUCUUUCUUUUUUUUGUAUCUGUACGCAACUUAAUUUAUACUGUUGCGUAAAUUUUAGCACCUCGUUCGGGUAAUUUGUCAGCCUACAAUGCUAUUUGUUAAGGCAUUAUGCGUAUAGUUUAAGAGCUAACAAAACUCAAGUACUGUAUAAAAAAUGUCAAAAUUGCUUAAAAUCUUGUCUUUCAAAAGUGUCUUUUCUGCGAGUUUAAUUAAAAUAACACAAAAUAGAUCUUGCUUCUAAAGCAAUAAUCGAACAUGACAUUUUUUUUGUUAUUUUCUUUACGAUAUUUUUAAAUUUUCAAUUAUUACUUGUAAUGUUUAAAACUGUCCGCCCGUGCGUGUUUUAGCAAUGGUCUUACUUAACCACCUUACAUGACAUCUAAUUAGUGACCAUGCGUUUGAAUUGUUAUUUCAAAUACAACUAAAGCCUACCAACUCUAAAGCUAUAGUUUAUAUCAACGCCGCACGGUAUGUUGAUAUUUGCAAUUUUCAAGCAAUUGCCUUUGACACCUUGUCCGAUGUUUGCAAUGCCGCUAUGACCUUUGUCAAUGUUUUCUUAAGGUCCAUGUUCUAUUGACCAUGGUACCUUAAGAUCGUGUCGGAUCUGUGGUAACUAUGACGCCUAUUGUUUAAAUUAGUUGAAAUAUUGUUCAAAGAUUUUUUCAAGUCUCUUGGCGAAAGAGCGUCUCUCGAAAUGGUAAGCCGACAUCCUUGGGUGAUUGGAGAAUUAUUUUGUAAAAUGUAUACUUCUUCAUGUCAUCACAGAAAGAUGAAUAUAUACUCAAACCCUUAUAAUUGAAUAAUUACAAAUAAAUGUAUUCUUAAAAGAUUGAUCGACAAUGAUCGGCUCACUAAAAUCUACUUAAUUGAUAAGUUUUCUGUUCGCGUUCCCAAAGUGAUAAUUGAUUGAUUGCUUUACACUUACGUCAUACUAGUUGGUACGUAUACGAAUACGGCCUGUCAUGUGAUAGUUAUACAAUAUGUAGGAAACCUCUUCGAUAACUUUAAUUAUUUUUGUAUGUAGAAAAUUUAAGACUUGCGUGUAACUAGGAUUCGAUCUUUUGGCCCUUUAUAUUUAACAAAUUUUGAUGAGAUUCAGAGUCUAAACUAAGUAAGAUUCAAAAACAUAUUUGACAUAUGACAAUCAUACAUAUCGCUGAGUCAUGACUUGCAGAUUUAGAGUAUUUUAUGAUUACACGAGAUGCGACCACUGGAAACUGUUUGUCCGAACCCAUUCUUAUAACCGUAUUACUGUGUUUAAUUAUAAAUUUAAUUGGCAUAAAUACGCAUUCAUUUGUGAAAUUUCAAACAAUUUUUUCAUACAAAAAUGUAUUGUAAUAGUAUUUUUCUAUUACGUUCAAUUCUACGCUUGUAAAUUAAACAGUUUAAGACUUACCCCUUAUUGUAAUAAAUCAAUAUAAUUUAAAAUGUUCUCUGCGCCUUUCUGUCACAGCCUGAACACAAUUUGAUAGAAAGAGACGAUAGAUAACUAAAAAGUUAAUGAAUAUAAAGCUGAGGCUCAAAUAAUAGCGGAAUUUGCUCUCUAGUAUGUAUAGAUAGUGGUGCUUAAUUUGAUGUACUGCCUUAUUAUACAACGUGGAUACCCUGCGUUGCAAUGGUUACCAUGGCAACGCUACGUUUUAUAAUAAGAGGUAAUGUUUUUAAUUGGUAAAUGUAUAUACAAUAACAUGGCAAUAGAAACUUGAUGAUCAAUAUUAUUUCUAUAUUUUUGGAUCCAAAGCUUUGAUAUAAUGUAAGCUCUGGAACAAUUCUUUAACCUGUGUUGACUCGUACAUAAUAAUUAUCAUGUAUAAUUAAUAAUUGUAUUAUAUAUGAAGCAAUAUACUCGUUCCUAAAUAAUCAUGCAUAGGCUAAGGAAUCCAAUGUAGAUACGAAACAUUUUAAAUUUAUAUCAUCGCUACAAUAUCGCGUUGGAGAACGGCGCAUUAAAACUAAAUCAGCAUUAACUAAUGUUACUUUUUCUGUCAAAUUCUUUAUUUUGAUGAAAAAAUGAGCGCUGGAGAUAAAACAGUUAAUCGACUGAUUUAGAUUUGAGGCUAAUAAUAUUUCUGCGCAUCUCUUGCCGAACAAUGAAGACGAUCACUUCAAAACUAACCCUUAUGUUAAAGGAACUUUGUUUUGAGGUGGUGCUAAACAAAUAACUCUUUCGCAUCUCAAAUACAGUGCCACCAACUUUUGCAAAUUAAAUUUAAUCGGUCAAAUAAAAGCAUUUGGUGAAAUAGUAUAAAGAUUUUCAUCAAAGUGUAUGUAGACAUAAACUUGUCUAUAGAUUUAUAUGACACACGUUACUAUACCUUGUGGUUAACAUAGAUAAAGUGACAUUUGACAAUUUACCCGAAACCGGGCUUGUCAAUGUCAACAGUUUUUUGAAAUUAAUUGCCGCCUGUAGAACGGUAUGUAUUGUGAAGUCAUUUUUGUUUUGGGUAACUGCGUAGAUUAAAUUCAAUCCAUCAAUUCUAUCCUCACCGUGUCAAGACUUAGAACGCGACAAUGGCGGAAUUAUGAAUUUACACAGAAGUCGCCAUUAAAAAUAAAGUGAAGUGAAGUGUACGUUUUACAAGUUGGUGGCAUUGUAACCGUUUUAUACUAACCACCGAAAAGAUAUUCAUAAUAGAUAUAAGUGACAUACCAAAUGUAGUAAUAGUUAUGUAAGAAACACGAAUUAUCAAAUUUAUAAUGCUCAAAUUAGGUACUUAUUUUGCACAACUUAGCAUUACGAUGUAAACGCUUACUGUGCGUAUCGAAAUGCAAUUAGUGCCAAAUUAUAUUCACUGUUGUCACUGUCACGCUAAACUUAAUUUUUAAAUACCAUUGACAAUGGCCGAAGAAAAAAGUAUUUUCUUUAUAUGUAUCUACUGUCAUGUAAACCCUUAAAAGACGACUAACGCAAUUGAUGCAACAGCGAAUAUAAAUUUGGUAGUCUGUUGAAUUUUUUGACAAUUCGUGUUUAGCUUUUUCACAUAGAGAAUAGACGUGGUGCCUUAUAUGAAAAUAUUGUCCGCCCUAAUGUUGUAUUAUCUAUUGUUGUGCCAUUCUUUUUAUUUAUUGAUUCCGCUUCGUUAUUUAAAUUAUUAUAAUUUAUAAUAUUUGCCACGAUUGCUAAUUUAAUACUCACUAUUGAUUUGUUUGCUUUAAUAAAUGAUAAUAAUUAA